UUUGUUAAUGGAAACAAAGAGUUCAUCGCCUUACCCUAAAAACAGGUUUUCAUCACCUUAUUCUUCUCAAAAAGGAGGAGAGGGUUCACAAAUCCUCCCAAAUAGAAGAUCCAAUAGAGCCACAAAGAAGAUAGUCGAUGAAGCAUACUGUAGUACUUUACGCUGUCAUCAUUGUGAAAAGCCCUUUUCAUGUAGAGAUUUAUACCAGUGUCCUACACCUGAUUGCGAAGAAAGCUUUUGAUUUCAAUGUUCACGCAAAUAUAACAUUUUCCUAAAAAGAAAAGCUUUCGAACUCAAGCGUACCAAGCAAAGUGAGCCAUGCAUGGUGUGACAAGAGAAGUGAUUGUGUCGACAAUGUGAAAUCAAAGCAAUCACCGAUGAUCUUGAAAAGAUGGAUACUCUCAUCAAGAACAAGCCUAGCCAAAAUGCUGUUAAAGCUAAGAAAAAUGAGUAUACCCCAGAGCUUUGCACCAAAAACCAAGAGAACAUGCCAGCACUCUCAAUGAAUCACCUAAAGCUUGCGACUAAAUAAUACUCCUGAGACUCAUAGCACUCCUCUCCAAAUGCUCCCUACCCUACCGAGCAUAUCCUACUCGAUGUUCGACCUAGCCUGAGCACACCAGCAGAAGAAGAAAAGAGAUCUUAAAGAGCUGUUCAAAGAGCAAAUGGAUAAUUCACUGACUCAUCCGACAAAAGCAGUGAUGCCAGAACAACAAAACUUCUAAUGAUAGGGUAAUAAAGGUUUAUAAACUUGAAUCAA
Messenger RNA from Moneuplotes crassus, 760 nucleotides. Lineage: Eukaryota; Ciliophora; Spirotrichea; Euplotida; Euplotidae. The record is from the annotation of a GenBank genome assembly.